This is a messenger RNA of Python bivittatus (Burmese python), 2239 nucleotides long. RefSeq names its product interferon related developmental regulator 1 (gene IFRD1). The record is from RefSeq and is a predicted model, not a curated record. Gene Ontology annotation, cellular component: nucleus. NCBI's taxonomy places the organism in Eukaryota, Metazoa, Chordata, Lepidosauria, Squamata, Pythonidae.
AGCAGCCGCCCUCCGCCUUUAGUUCCUGGCGUCUGAGAGGAGAAAGAUGUAUCGAUUCCGUUCACGGGCAUCCACGGGGAUUUCUACCGCUGCUACAGCUUUGCCGAUCACCUACCUUCCUCAAUCACAUCCGCUGCCUCGGUCCGGGAAGCCAGCCUCCCAAAGACGUUUCUAUAGUAAAAAGCGCUCCUGGUCUUCCAUCGGCUGAUUGUCACUGCCGCCCGACGAGGGGAAGGAAGUAAAGCCAGAGACCGAGACCUCGGUGCCGGAGCGCCAGGAGGAGCCGCGCGGAGAUACUACCGUUGCAGGCCGCUGCCAUGCCCAAAUCGAAGCGGCGAGGAGGGGGUACCCCGCGCGGAACAUCAGGUGCCCAGCACAGAAACAUGCAACCUUUUAGUGAUGAAGAUGCAUCAGUUGAAACUAUGAGCCACUGCAGUGGCUUCAGUGAUCCUGCCAGCUUUACUGAAGAUGGACCUGAAGUUGAUGAGGAAGCGACCCAAGAAGACCUGGAGUACAAACUAAAGGGAUUAAUUGACUUGACUUUGGACAAGAGUACAAAGACGAGACAGUCCGCUCUUGAUGGUCUUAAAAGUGCUUUGACAUCAAAAAUGCUAUAUGAGUUCAUCCUGGAAAGGAGAAUGACGCUCACAGACAGUAUUGAACGUUGUAUCAAGAAAGGCAAGGGUGAUGAACAGCGUGCAGCUGCAGGACUGGCUUGUUUGCUCUGUGUACAGUUGGGCUCAGGAAUUGAAAGUGAGGAAGUUUUUAAAACCCUUGCACCUCUUCUGAAGAAAAUACUCUGUGAUGUCUCAGCAAGUACGCAAGCUAGGCAAGCUUCUGCCACCUGCUUAGGAGUCUGUUGCUUUAUUGCUACUGAUGAUAUCACAGAAUUAUAUUUGACUAUGGAAUGCUUGGAAAAUAUCUUCAUAAAAUCCUAUCAGAAAGAUAGAAAUCCAAAUGGUAUUUCCAACACUCAGAACACUGGUCUUUAUAUAAGUGCUUUCUUGGCAUGGGCCCUUCUGUUGACCAUCUGCCCAAUGAAUGAAGUGAAGAAAAAGCUUGAAAUGCAUUUGCAUAAAUUUCCUAUCCUGCUAUCCUGUGAUGAUGUAAACAUGAGGAUCGCUGCUGGGGAAACAUUGGCUCUUUUAUUUGAACUUGCAAGAGAAUCUGAUGAGGAUUUUUUUUAUGAGGAUAUGGAGCUUCUAACACAGAAAUUGAAGGCUCUAGCUACAGAUGGAAAUAAGCAUCGUGCUAAAGUAGACAAAAGGAAACAGCGAUCUGUCUUCAGGGAUGUCUUACGAGCUAUAGAGGAACAUGAUUUUCCCACAGAGACCGUGAAGUUUGGACCAGAGCGCAUGUACAUUGACUGCUGGGUUAAAAAACAAACAUAUGAUACUUUCAAAGAAAUUUUAGGAUCAGGAAUGCAGUAUCAUUUACAGUCCAAUGAGCUCCUCCGGAAUAUCUUUGAACUUGGUCCGCCACUCAUGCUUGAUGAGGCAACUCUUAAGACCAUGAAGAUAACCCGUUUUGAAAGGCAUCUGUACAACUCUGCAGCGUUCAAAGCUCGGACAAAGGCUCGAAGCAAAUGCCGUGAUAAAAGAGCAGAUGUGGGUGAAGUGUUCUAGAACAAGUCUUCAAAGCCCUUGAACAUUUUUUUUGUUAAAUCUAGUUCUUGUUUAAAUAUAAUUAAUUGCAGUGUUCAGAGUUAAAUAAUCCUUUUUAAUUGUAUCAAUUGCACAUUGCAAUACAGUACUUGAUAUGUGUUAACUGGCUAGAUGAAUAUAUAGUGUAGGUGAGACUGUAGAAUGGUAGAGAAUUUCCUGAUAACUAUGAUGGGUAAAAAUCAACUUUUGAUUUGGAAUAAUUCUUAACAAUAUUCAAAGUCACACAGUGCUGAGGACACUCCUGAUUCAGCUUUUUAUUUUUAGUAAUCUAAUGAAAUAAGUUACGGGUCUUAAGAAUAUUCUUUGAGGGUGAAUGUCCUUCUGUAAAAACAGCUAUUUUACAAUCAAACAUUUUAAAAGUAAAUAUCCAAUUUAUUACAGUGACAUUAGCAUACUAGGCAGGACUGUCAAAUUCAGUUGACAGCACUAAUGAUGAAGUAGCACACAAAUAUUUAAAUGUUACUUAUAUGCUGAAACUUAGGUAAUAAAAUAUUUAUCUGAAUUUUUGCAUGAAAUGUGUAUGAAUAAUGACUUUAUCAAAACAUAUUCAAAUAUAAAAAUAUUGUUCUGGCUUU